Molecule: messenger RNA, 663 nt
Organism: Aspergillus thermomutatus
Lineage: Eukaryota; Fungi; Ascomycota; Eurotiomycetes; Eurotiales; Aspergillaceae
Product: SDR family NAD(P)-dependent oxidoreductase
Exons: 3
Coding region: 1-663 (220 amino acids)
Cellular component (GO): cytosol
Molecular function (GO): oxidoreductase activity
Source: RefSeq, a predicted model, not a curated record
AUGCCCCUCAACAACGAUUUCCCCGUCCCCAAGUCCUUCACCAAGUCAUGGCACUCCAAGCCCUACCCCUUCAUCUCUCCCACCCGGCCAGAGCUAUCGAUGUCCGAAAAGAACGUCAUCAUCACCGGAGGCGGCACCGGCAUCGGCCUGGCAAUCGCAACCGCCUUCGCCAAAGCCGGCGCGAAAUCCAUCGCAAUCUUAGGCCGUCGCCGUGAACCCCUCGAAAAAGCAGUGACCCUCAUCUCCAGCCUCGCCACCGCUACCAAAGUGCUCUAUGAGACAGCUGAUCUAUCAGACCGGACCCAUGUCGACGCCGCAAUGACAACCAUCGCACACCAGGUCGGCAAGAUCGACAUCCUCGUCUCCAACGCUGGGAUGCUCCCACUCCCUGGUCUGCUGAGGGGCUAUGACGCAGAGACCUUCAUGCAGAGCUUCCAGGGAAACGUGCUCACCACGUUCAACGCAAACUCCAUGCUCGUGCCUGGCCUUGCCCCAUACGCGGUGAGCAAGGCGGCUUGUCUCAAGAUGCUGGAGUAUCUGGCGGCAGAGAACCCGCAGUUGCAUGUUGUCAGCGUGCAGCCUGGCUGGGUGCCGACGGAUAUCAAUGGAUAUCAAGCGGAGGCCCCUGACAGCGUGGACCUUCCUGGCGAAUUCUAUGUGUAG